AUGUCUCGAAGAACAGAGGACGAUGAGGAGAUUAAUGAAUACCAUUUCGAAGAACGAAAGCAAUUCCAAGAACAACUUCAAGAGCUUGAAAAAGAAAUGAAUACUUACAAACAGCAAAGAGAUCGUGCCAAUGAAGAAAUUCGUGAAGCUCAAAUAGAGAUUGAAAAAUUAGAAGAGCAAGAGAAAAAUUGUACGAAACGUCUUCAAGAAUUAGAUGAACAAAUCCAACAUCUUAACGAAGAAAUUGCACGACUCGAAGCUCAAAUCAAUGCAUUAAGUGCCGAAAAAGAACGUAUAGAAGACGAAAGGGAUCGACAACAACAGCUAUUAGAUCAACAAGAAGAUGUUCUCGAAAAACAAAUCGAAAAACUUCAAGACCUUCAAGAUAAGAUUCGUGAAUAUGAAGAACAAUUAGAAAAUCUUGCUGAAGAACAAGAGAAAUUAGAAAGAGCUAAACAAGAACUUGAAGCACGAAUAAAUGAACUCAAUCGUCAAAUUCAACAUUUAGAACAAGAAAUCAAAGAAACAAAAGCAAAAAUUCAACAAUUGCAACAAGAGAUCGAUCGACUUCAACAAGAAAUUGAACGAAUUGAAGAAGACUUACAGAAAACGCUUCACGAUAUUCAAAGAGUUGAACAAGAAAUUCGUCAAACACGAGAGAAAUUCUCUCAACUUGAACGGCAGCAAGAAACACUUAAAAUUGAAUUUGAUCGAAUUGAAGAUUUAAUCAUACGCAUUGAAAAUGUCAUUGAAAUGAAACGAAAUCAAAAGGAAGAAUUCGAAGCACUUAAACAACAACUUCAAAAUGAAAUUAAUGAGCUUAAACAGCGUCACGCACAAAUCCAAGCAGAAGUUCAACGUUUACAACAAGAAGUCCAAACAGAAAAAGCGUCGUUUCAAUCAUUAAUCGAUCAAGCCGCACAAAUGAAAAGCGAAAUGGCUGCUCUGCAAAAAGAACAACAUGCACUCACCUUGGCUACUCAAUUACUCAAACAAAACUUGGAAGCCAAACAACAUCAUUUAACCCAAUCGAAACAACAGGAAGCAAGUCUUGAUCAAAAUUUGAAAGAAAAAGAAGAAGCAAUAAAUCAAUUUGAACAGGACAAAAUGAAGAUGGAGGAGAAAUUAAAACAAGAUACAAAUGAAUUAAAUCGAACUCAACAAGAAUUUCAGAAAAGUGAGGUUGAACGAAAUCAAUGUCGAGCAACAUUAAAUCAAGAAAAGAAUAAUUUACAAUCCCGACAAGCAACUCUAGCUAAUGAACAGAAAAAACAAACCCAAGCGGAAAAUAAUCUUCGACG
Messenger RNA from Rotaria sp. Silwood2, 1301 nucleotides. The record is from the annotation of a GenBank genome assembly. Lineage: Eukaryota; Metazoa; Rotifera; Eurotatoria; Philodinida; Philodinidae.